ACAAAGCUCUAUAUAAUACCAAACAGACCCUCCCCACCACUCACAACUCACAAAAAACUCAUUCCAAGCAAUCGAAGUCCCAAAAGAGAUCUCAAAUGGCAAAGGAUAUGGAAUCGUUCCAAUCCCAGGAGGAUAAGCGACGUAAGAGGAUGAAACUCGCCGCGUACAUUGGUGCCUUCGCAGUAUUCCAGGUUAUCGUCAUUCUAGUUUUCGCGCUGGUAGUCAUGAAAGUUAAGACCCCGAAGUUUAGGAUCGGGAAUGGCAUCAAGAUUCAAUCCCUGACUACCGGGACCCAAUCCUCACCCUCGUUUGACAUGAAUUUCGUGGCACCAAUCCGAAUCAAGAACACCAACUUCGGACCAUACAAGUACGAUGCCACCACCGUGAACUUCAGUUACGGAGGCGUACAUGUCGGGCAGGUGACGAUCCCAAAGAGCAAGGCCAACUUCAAGUCCACCAAGAAGGUCGAUGUGACCGUGUCCGUGAAUUCCGAUGCCUUGACUAGCACUUCGGGGCUCGGGAGCGAGCUGAACUCCAAGGUGCUGACGCUGAACAGUCAGGGGAGGUUGAACGGGAAGGUGGAGCUAAUGCUCAUCUUCAAGAAGAAGAAAUCCACCAACAUGAAUUGCACCAUGGCAAUCAAUGUGUCUUCAAAGGUGGUUCAGUCCCUGACAUGCAAGUGAUCGAUGUACAUGAUUAAUCUCACCGUAGUCCAUGAUUGUGGUAUUGGAUAAUCUAUUAUUUUCCUUGGUCAUGUAAUUAAUAAAGUUUGAUUUUAUUUCGAUUAAUGAGUGUCUUCAUUCAUUCAUGUCUAGCAUGCCUUGUUAAUUCGACAUGGAUAUUGCAUCUUACUAACGAACUCUUUAUUUUCUUUUUUGCUGUGUAAUGGACUCUUUAUUUCUUGUGAU
Messenger RNA from Punica granatum (pomegranate), 908 nucleotides. NCBI's taxonomy places the organism in Eukaryota, Viridiplantae, Streptophyta, Magnoliopsida, Myrtales, Lythraceae. The record is from RefSeq and is a predicted model, not a curated record.